UGCUAACAGCUGCAGAUAAGCUAACAUGACGGAGCCGAGGAUGGAGCAACUCAAACAGUCACCGAAAAGAGUUUUUAUCAACAACAUCGACUCUUACGCGUCGAAAUAUAUCGCCAAGUUUUUGAGUAAGUGUGUGGUGGGAGCAGCUGCAGGUCCUGAUGGACAGGAGGACACAGAGGGAACACACUACAGCGGAGCACGAGCUUUUCACGUUGUUGGAACUGUCUCUGACAGAUGUGACGGGGACAGAUCAUAUGUCCUGGAGUAUUACCAACUGAGCAGAGAUGAACUGCUGUCAAAACUGAUGGAGUGUGACGUGGUCAUCUACAACAUUACCCAGCAUGCUGAGCAGGUGGAGGAGGCUCUCUGGGCUGUCUCAGCUCUUCACACUAACAUGAGCUGUUUCUGUGGGCCGAAAAUGUUCAUCCUGGUCUCCACGGUGAUGACCUGGGCCUGCAGCAAGCCAGUCGAUCCUGAUGUCCCUUUCACUGAUGAGAUUUUCUGGAGAAGAAGAGCGCAUCCCAACUUCAAACCACAUAUUGAACUGGAGAAGAAGGUGGUCAAAAUGGGCAAAACUAACAGGACAUUGUUCUCGACAUACGUGGUGGCGUCAGGACUUCAGUACGGGAUGGGAGAGGAGCUCUUCCACUUCUUUUUCAAGACAUCAUGGCUGGGACAAGAAGAGAAAAUACCUAUUUUCGGUGACGGCAGCAACAUCGUUCCCACGAUUCACAUCAGUGACCUGGCCAGUGUAAUUCAGAACAUGAUUGAACAUCAGCCCAAGCCGUAUUACCUGCUGGCUGUGGACAACUCUAACAACACCAUGGAGGAGAUUGUGCAGGCAGUUGCACGUUUACUGGGACCAGGGAAGAUCCAGAAGAGGCCCUUUGAGGAAGCCUUCCUUACACGAAACUGGACUGUGAUGGAAAUCGAUUCCUUGCAGGUCAAUCUGCGCAUGGAGGCUGUCCAUGUGAAGGAGCUGUUCUCUGUCAGCUGGCUGUGUGAGGCCGGUCUGGUGGAGAACAUGGAGCAGGUGGUCGAGGAAUACCAGCAGACCAGAGGGCUACUGCCUAUCCGUCUGUGUCUCCUGGGUCCUCCUGCGGUGGGAAAAAGCACAGUGUCCAAACAGAUCUGUGAAUACUAUAAACUGCAUCACAUCACAGUAAAGGAGACCAUCUCUGAAACCAUCUCACAGCUGGAAGAUAACAUGAAGAAUACUGAUCCAGAUGCAGAGAAUGAGGACUCUACAGUGGAUACCAGGGAGCUGCUCAACAGCCUGAAGGACAUUAUGGAGCAGAAUGGAGGUCUGCUGGAUGACCAGCUGUUGGUGAAGGUGGUGAAGGAUAAGCUGAUGUAACCGUGCAGAAACCAGGGCUUUGUUCUUGACGGCUUCCCCAAGACAUAUGAACAAGCCAAGGAGCUCUUCUACUCUGAUGAACAAGAGUCAGAAGAUGGAACAUCCCUGAUCUCAUUCAGCAAGAGGAUGAUACCAGAGUUCGUGUUGUGCCUGGAUGCGUCCGAUGCCCUCCUGAAGGAUCGGGUGAUGAACCUCCCUGAGAGGCUGAUACAGGAGCACAACUAUGAGCAGGAGUGCUUCCUGCGACGACUGGCCAGAUACAGAGAGAACAACAUGGAAGAUGAAAAUGUUGUUAACUACUUUGAUGAGCUAGACAUCAGCCCUCUGUACCUGGAGAUCACUAGUAGUGAUGAACCUGACUGCCUGCUGCUGAUGCACAAAGUGUUUGAGACAGUGGGCCAGCCCAGGAACUACGGCCCCAGCAGCCAAGAGGUGGAGGAAGAGGAGAGGAGGAAGACUGAAGAGAAGAUGAAGAGAGAGGCCCAGGAGAAAGCUGAGGAGGAGAGGAGGGAGGCAGAUGAAGCCAAACACAGGGCUGCACGCUGGGAGGAGUGGACUAAAGGUAUGGAGGAGGUGAGGCUGCAGGAGGAGGAGCUGCUGGAGGCCCAGUCAGUCCCCAUGAGGACCUACCUGCUGGAGCACGUGAUGCCCACUCUGACCCAGGGCCUGGUGGAGUGCUACACAGCCCGACCACAGGACCCCGUCGACUUCCUGGCAGAGUUUUUGGCAAAGAACAACCCCUUUAACUACUGA
Molecule: messenger RNA, 2110 nt
Organism: Plectropomus leopardus (leopard coralgrouper)
Lineage: Eukaryota; Metazoa; Chordata; Actinopteri; Perciformes; Serranidae
Gene: ak7b
Product: adenylate kinase 7b
Biological process (GO): nucleobase-containing compound metabolic process
Molecular function (GO): nucleobase-containing compound kinase activity; ATP binding
Source: RefSeq, a predicted model, not a curated record